Molecule: messenger RNA, 4004 nt
Organism: Amphiprion ocellaris (clown anemonefish)
Lineage: Eukaryota; Metazoa; Chordata; Actinopteri; Pomacentridae
Gene: gucy1a1
Product: guanylate cyclase 1 soluble subunit alpha 1
Exons: 8
Coding region: 239-2275 (678 amino acids)
Biological process (GO): response to oxygen levels; cGMP biosynthetic process
Cellular component (GO): guanylate cyclase complex, soluble
Molecular function (GO): heme binding; guanylate cyclase activity
Source: RefSeq, a predicted model, not a curated record
UUGGCUUUUGGCAGGGAUAGUUCCCUGCCAUCAUUUGCCCAUGCAGCUUUCAAUGAAUAUUGUAUGUGGUCUCUGGGUUUUGGUGCUGAUCAUUUGAAUCGGCGGCUUGCAGAGCAGGACGCUUUUUUUGCUGGAUGAGCGCACCAGAUGAUGGAAUUUCUCCCAGAGUCCGCAGCCGCUCGACCCAAACUGUCUCCCCCCGAAAUGAGGUAAGAGCUCGGAGAAUCCAGCGAGGAAGAUGUUCUGCGCCAAGCUGAAAGAGCUGAAGAUCUCCGGAGAGUGUCCGUUCUCUGGCAGCGCCAAAAAUAAUGAGCUGGGAGACUUUGAGGAGCGCGCAACUGACGCCGCGGAUUUAUUGCCUAUUUCUAAGGACGUGCAUGGAAAAAUAGGUGAGGAUUUGCCUCGACAGAAGACGAGCAGAGCCAAAGUUAACCUGCAUACACUUGGGGAGAGCAUCCAAAAAUUAGCAUGUCCAGAGUUUCAAAGGCUGCACACUGCCCUCCAACGAAUGAUGACACUAUCAGAUCACAGCAGGGACUCUGAAAGUCCAGUAUUUUGCUGUCCACACUAUGGGAGUUGCAGAGAUGAACCAGAGCAUUUACUGGAGAUGAUGAACAUUUACUCAAGCAAAACAGCAAUCCCGAUGGAAGCUUUGCAAGUGGCUCUUGGCGAGGAGCUCUUCAAUAUGUGUUAUGAGGAGGACAGACACAUUUUGAGGGUGGUGGGGGGAGCUCUCCACGACUUCCUCAACAGCUUCAACGUCUUGUUGAAACAGAGCAGCAUGCAGCCCAACCCGGACAGAGGAGAUUGUGUAAACGAACCUUCGGUGCUGUGCUUAGACAAGGAUCCGGGUCUGCUUACUGUCUACUUCUUCAACCCCAGCCCGACCACUGAGCUCUUUUUCCCUGGAGUCAUCAAAGCUGCUGCCCGUCUGCUCUAUCACACCACUGUGGAUGUGCUGAAGGACCCCCACACUGCUAAAGACAGCAUCUUGCAGUCCAGCCCGCAGCCAAAUCUUCUAUACACAGUUGUAGUUAAGGAUGCUAAAAAUCUGAGCCCCAGUCCGCUGCGGGCGACCUCAGCUGGGACCCUUCCUACCUGUCUCUUCUCCACUGUCUUCCCUUUCCAUCUGAUCCUGGACCAGGACCUAGUUCUGGUACAAAUCGGACACGGACUCAGAAAGAGACUGACCAGGAAGGACGGACUGAGACGGUCUGCUACGUUCCAGGAACACUUCUCCAUCGUCUCCCCCCAGAUCAAAUGCACCUUUCAGGGUAUUCUGACCAUGCUAAAUGCACAGUUUAUCAUUCGGAUCAAACAUGGAGUCUCCACCACAGAUAAUACAGGGAAGCUCAUGGACCUUAAGGGUCAGAUGAUUUACGUUUCAGAGUCAAACGCCAUCUUGUUCUUGGGCUCUCCAUGUGUGGACAAGCUGGAGGAGCUAACGGGCCGUGGCCUCUACCUGUCAGACAUCCCCAUUCAUAACGCACUGCGUGACGUUGUCCUGGUGGGCGAACAGGCCAAAGCCCAGGACGGUUUGAAGAAGCGGCUGGGGAAGGCCAAGGCAGCCUUGGAACAUGCUCACCAAGCCCUGGAGGAGGAGAAGAAGAAGACAGUGGACCUUCUCUUCUCCAUCUUCCCGGGCACCGUGGCCCAGCAGCUGUGGCAGGGAGAGACGGUCCAAGCAAAGAAGUUUGACCGAGUCACAAUGCUCUUCUCCGACAUCGUGGGCUUCACGGCUGUUUGUUCGAUCUGUACGCCAAUGCAAGUGAUCACGAUGCUCAAUGAGCUGUACACCAGGUUUGACCACCACUGUGGAGAGCUUGAUGUUUAUAAGGUGGAGACCAUCGGUGAUGCGUAUUGUGUAGCUGGUGGCUUACACAAGGAGAGCGAUACUCACGCUGUCCAAAUUGCACUCAUGGCUUUAAAGAUGAUGGAGCUUUCAGACGAAGUUAUGACACCGACAGGAGACCCAAUACAGAUGCGUAUCGGCCUUCACAGUGGAUCAGUGCUGGCUGGUGUAGUUGGGGUGAGGAUGCCACGCUACUGCCUUUUCGGGAACAAUGUGACAUUGGCUAACAAGUUUGAAUCAUGCAGCCAACCUGGAAAAAUCAACAUCAGCCCGACAACCCACAGAUUGCUGAAGGGUCGCCCAGAGUUUGUCUUUGUUCCCAGGAGCAGGCAGGAGCUUCCGGCCAACUUCCCAGAAGAUAUCCCUGGUGUUUGUUACUUUUUGGAAGCGUCUUACAAAACUUCAAGACUGACUAUUAAAUGAAGUUCGACUGACGCAGAACCCUCCAAGAAAACAACAAACCAAAAAAAAACGUUAGCUAUGAAGAGAUGUAAAUGUGUCUAGUGAAUAUAGUGCAACUACCUUGUAUAUUUUGAUUUGGGUUGUUUUGAUUUUGAUGAUAUUGUCCGCCAGUCAAGCUCUUGCAGCUGCUUAAUUACAGAGAUGUCAGCUUGCUGUCAAACACGAGUGUUGUCUCCGUGCAAUUAUCCAUUGUAUGGUUGCAGUAGAGAGGAACUCAUUUCAUCUUUCUCCCAGAAUAAGUCAUCUCUGCACACUGAGCAGCUUUCAUUCGGAGCUCCCACCAGAGACAUAGAUGUACUGUCAGUAAAAGACUUUUGGACUGUUUUGUUCUUUUUGACAUUUAAGAGGUGCAAAGUAUUAAUAAAACAUGUGGUAAAUGUGGCUAAAAAGCAAACAAAACAAGCGAAUAUAUACAUUGAGGUUCCAAAGUUUAGGAUCACUUAGAAAUGUCCUUAUUUUUGAAAGAAAAGCAGUUUUUUCAAUUAAAGUAACAUUAAAUUCAUCAAAAAUACAGGACAGAUAGAUAGAUAGAUAGAUAGAUAGAUAGAUAGAUAGAUAGAUAGAUAGAUAGAUAGAUAGAUAGAUAGAUAGAUAGAUAGAUAGAUAGAUAGAUAGAUAGAUAGAUAGAUAGAUAGAUAGAUAGAUAGAUAGAUAGAUAGAUAGAUAGAUAGAUAGAUACUGUAUUAAUCCCGAGGGAAAUUCAAAGACAAUCUAGACAUUGUCAAUGUGGUAAAUGACUUUUCUAGCUUGAAACAGCUGAGUUUUAGUGGAAUACCUACAUAGGGAUACAGAGGAACAUUUCCAGCAGCCAUCACUCCUGUGUUCUAAUGCUACAUUGUGUUAGCUAAUUGUGUUGAAAGGCUAAUUGAUGAUUAGAAAUCCCUUGUGCAAUUAUGUUAGCACACGAAUAAAAGAGUGAGUUUUCAUGGAAAACAUGAAAUUGUCUGGGUGACCCCAAACUUUUGAACCGUAGCGUUAUCUUGCAAAGUGUAGAUACUGUAUGUUACAGAAAUAUAUUUUGGAUGUGAAGUUGCUAAACGUAUUUAUGGCCCGUAAAUAUCUGAUUUGUCCAUUCAUAACUUGCCAGACUAUGUACCUGAUAAGCACUGAUGGUACGUCAGUUGAAAUGGAAUUGGCUUUUUGUAUUUUAGGGAAGAAUUUCAUGACAAAUGAUGACAUCAAAAUUUAUUUUAACAUUUAGGAUUCAACCUCUAAUCAAAUGAAGCAAUGCGGAGCAGAUUCAGGUGCCUUAUGGGAACUAUACGGACAGGGUCACAGAUGUAAGCUUUAAAGCAAAAUUGAAAUAUUUCUCGUUAUUUUUUAUCAGUUUUAUUCAUUUUCUUUUUCAUUGAAUAUAGCCAAUAUGACAACACGUGUCAACACUUUGUCCCACAGGCAGACAGACAACCAGAAGCAUUGUUGUUGAAGUGUGUGGUGUGUUGACAUAAAGCAUUCCUAGAUCCCACUUUCCUACUGUAUAUGAAAAAGACCAAUGUACGCAUAUUUUUACUUUUUUCACUGUACACACUGACACUAUAUUUAUUACAUGAACUUUGUAGCACUCUUUUCCUGCACAAAGGGAAUAUGACACAGCAAGAACACCAUGAAUGUUUUGCUAUCACUCAUAAUGAUGUGCUUUAAUCGUUAUUGUAAUGUAAUCAAAGUGCAAUAAAUAUUGGCAUUAACAGAC